ACAGCAGCGCCAUACAGCAAGCCGACAAGAGAUUUGACAAAUAAAAGAAUCUGAGAAGACAGAAGGCGGCAGCACUCUGCACACGGAGAAGAGGAGCACUCUGGUGCUGCUUUAAAAAAGCGCACACACACAUACAUACACACACACACACACACACAUGCACACACCUACAGACACACACACUCCCACACACACACACACACACAUACAUACAUACAUACACACACGCAUGCACACACACACACACACACACACACACACACCCAUGUGCACACACACACACACACACACACACGCAUGCACACACCCACAUGCAGCAUGUGCCUAUCAGCAUCAGCACACCAACUUGUGCCUCAACAGUAUAGAGCUGGUCUUCAGUACCCUCCGCUGAGAGAGCCUAGUCUGUUUAUUUUCCAGUUAAGAUACAGUAUUUAUCCCCCUGGGAAACUGUGCAACCCAGUCCCAGUGGUGACAAUCCAUUGUGGUCUGAAACUCAGGACUGCCAAGGACAAUCUUGUCGCCCAGAGCCAAUCGGCCCUUUCUAAUGGGUCGCAGGAAAGUGCUGUCCCUCGCCAAAUCCCAAAGGAGUUAAACCAGGACGGUGCUUCCAUGAGGGACACUGACUUGGUGACGCCACACGGAUCAGCCGAGCCAGAACUUUCAGACACCCGUCUCCUCUCCCCUCCUCCCUCCCUCCCUCAGCCCUCAUUAUCAGCAGCAGGAUCGUAUUUGAUAAAAAGGUUUUAACUGAAUGCUAAACGAGAUAGGAGACAGGGAGGGAGGAGACAGACAAUAGCGGCUCGGGCAUUCCGCGUACGCUCUGAAGGACCAUACGCCGAGGUCCCGUGCAUUAGCAGCUUCAGCACACAGUAACUCUGGGCUGCAAGUGGCCACUGGGGAUUUACAGAUGUUAUCCAAUCAGCUUUAAUUGCAUUGUACUUCAUUUACAAACCCAAGCAUUUUGCCUCCCACUUAGACUGCUACCUACUUAACAGACAGUGUUUGGUCAACUUGACUUGAUUUUGUAUUUACACAGGGGUGGGCAAAUCGUUCUGCAGCUGAACCUAAGUUUGGGACUUUAUUUAUCAACGAUUUCAGACUUGCUUCGCACAUUUCUGUGGCUGUAUGCCCGGCAAAUGGGGGAUACAUAAUAUUUGCUUGCAGUUCUGGAGCUCUAAUUAGAAAACAGGUAACACUGACAAUUACUCCUGACAUCCACCAUUAAUCACCAAAAGCAGGGCAGCCACUGGAGCGGAAAAGGUUUUCACAGCAUGGUGACUGGUUUCAUCAUAGUCAUUUCAAUAAAAAUGCAUUAUUUAUUUAUUUAUUUCAGAUUUUACCUUGCGCAAAAGCAUAGUUAUAUGUGCUUUAUGCAUUAUUCAUAUAUUUUAGAUCGAUGCACCAGCUAGAAGAUAAGAUGUUCUGUGCUUUACGGACAUACUGUAAGAGAGGAGGGAAGAGUGGAGCUUUAUAAAAUCAUAACUGCAGCAGAGGGAGAUACAAACUCCUGGUGGCUGUUUUAGCGAUUUCAUCUUGCCCCCUCUCUACAUCCUCUCAGUUCUCUCCACCCAGCAACACGGGGUGUGUGCAGGACACUUGGGGUGAUGGGAGCACCCUCUAAAUGACCAGCUCCUAUAUUAAACAGCCCUCCAUGUUAAUUUUUAUUAACAACAACAUUUCUACAAACACAACAGGCGUCACUGAUGCCAUGUUGUUCAGAUUGUCAAGAUUAAAGCAAAUAUAUGAUAUGUGUGAGAAAUGAUAGCAGCAGUAAUAUUGAUCUAAUCUCCUAUAGCUCCAGUGGUACUUGCUAGCUGUGGUCUGAAAUGUUUAAAUAAUGGAUGAGAAAGGCUCUGAUAUAAAUGCAACCUGCAUAAAGCUGUAGUAUUGUAAAGAACUGAUCUGCAGAUAGGCACAGUCCAGAAUGCCCUCCAGUCUACCCGAGACGUCUCCUCUGCUGAUAUAUCAAAGAUAAAUGAAACCAGGGCAGAGGAGGAGAGGCAGAGGGCCUGGCUCUCUAUAAGAGGACAGGACCAGAGAGCAGCCCACCACAGAAGCUUGACUACUGGGGAGCAAGGGGCCACUGCACUGCCUGGAACGUCCGACUGAACACCAUCCCUGACCGCUGUGCGCCUCCGUUCUCUCACCCUUCCUACGACCAGCUGGACUUUGCCCCACAGCGUGCGUUCUUCCUCUCCUCCUCCCUCCUUUCGGCUAUUUUGGGACCCACUUUUCCCUUGCAUCCACUCAGAACAACACGUGGAGAUGUCAGUCAUCCUCCAGAUCCUCCCACUGGCGUUGCUGUGCCUGGGUUUGUCCGUUCCUUCGGCAGAGGGACGCAUUUGGGCGUGGAUGCUCUCCAUCCCCUACAGCCCCCCUGAGGACGUACCCCCUGUCAACAGGGACCUGACAUCACCCACCGCUGUCCGGGGAUCGUCGGUGGUUUGCGACCAUGACCGUGCUUGUGGAAGAGGGCUCUCCUGUGACCGACACUUCGGGCUGUGCGUGCCCCUCAAACAGGCGGGGCAAUACUGCCGUCGGGACGCCCAGUGCGUGCGUGGCCUGAGCUGCAUGUUUGGAAAAUGCCACCGCAGUAUUCCAGAAGGACAAGAAGGAGCCAGGUGCAAGGUUGACCGGGACUGUGAGGGCUCAAUGUGCUGUGCUCGACACCACGGCGAGCAAGUGUGCAAAAGACGCCUGGUACGCGGGGAGAGCUGCUUCGUGCCCGAUGGCGGCCUGGCAUUCAGCAUCAACCAGAUCUGCCCUUGCGACGAGGGGCUCCUGUGCCGCAGCGGCCCCGAGACACCCCGCAGAGAGACGGAGUUUGUGUACCGUCAUGACGGGACAAGUUGGACGUGCCAAGCGUAGCAGCCCUGAUGAAGCCAUGAAGCUAAUUUAAUUUAUUCUGUAAAUAUUGUAAAAAUACUGUAUAAAAGCACAGAUGUUAUUUUGAUAAAAUGUGUAAUAUUUGUAAAUGACAAUACAUUAACAUGUAAAUUACUUCUUGUGUAAGCAUGCAACUGAAAACAAGGUUUU
Conger conger (European conger) is the source of this 3036-nucleotide messenger RNA. Its product is annotated as dickkopf-related protein 3-like. Gene Ontology annotation, biological process: negative regulation of canonical Wnt signaling pathway; multicellular organism development. Gene Ontology annotation, molecular function: receptor antagonist activity; co-receptor binding. Gene Ontology annotation, cellular component: extracellular region. The record is from RefSeq and is a predicted model, not a curated record. The transcript is spliced from 5 exons. Bases 2266 to 2868 code for a protein of 200 amino acids. Lineage: Eukaryota; Metazoa; Chordata; Actinopteri; Anguilliformes; Congridae.